AUGACCGGUCGAGCAUGUCCAAUUUUUAUGAAUCUACAAGCUCGAAUUGUACGCGAUCUAGUUCAGUGGUGGAGAAAACGAGCGAGGUAUCAUUCCUUACAAUCACUUACGGAGCAAGACAUAUUGACAGAGAUGCGACCUCCGUCAUCUUCAAAUCAAUCCUCCGCUCUACUUGAGACACAAGGUGCCUCAACUUCUAUGUCUUCCAGCAAGCUUAUCUUGAUUCCGUCGUCUGAAGAAACGAAUUUCCGGUCCUCUGAUCUAUGGCGAUCCGAUCGACUUCGGUCCCAAAGUAUCACGAUGAUGGCUACUUUCGAUAGACCGGUGCAUGAAAAGACCUAUACUUGUCGAGGACUAUUCAAGGCAGUCUUGAAUGGCUGUCCCACCUUUCUAGGUCGUGUCGAUGCAAAAAUUCAAGACGAGGUAAUCCAAGAACUUACAGAGAUGCCAAAGACGAAAUGGUCCAAGGAGAUCAGUCUCAACCGUGAUACUUAUGAUAUCUGGCUCAACUAUCUGAAUUCGGAGUUGGAUCAACUGGUGGAUCAAUUCACCCAGCUGAACGCAAGGGAUUCGACACGAGAUUGCUUUGUAUCUCACCCCCGCCUGCAGGCCGCCUUGGUAUACUCAAAGAUAGAACGUACUGUGGUCGUUGACGUUCACAAUCUUAUGGGUCACGUCAUUGUGUUGCCCUAUGCACCCGGUCACCUCGGUAUUGCGCACAAGAAACUAGGUAUAGUAGGGCUGCGGAACAUAUGGAGUAUUCAUCUGACUACUAUUGGACAGAUUUCCAUUGAUGCAGACAGCACGUCAGAAUGGUGA
Messenger RNA from Melampsora larici-populina 98AG31, 819 nucleotides. RefSeq lists its product as uncharacterized. Bases 1 to 819 code for a protein of 272 amino acids. NCBI's taxonomy places the organism in Eukaryota, Fungi, Basidiomycota, Pucciniomycetes, Pucciniales, Melampsoraceae. The record is from RefSeq and is a predicted model, not a curated record. The transcript is spliced from 5 exons.